UUGUCAAUGGAGCGCAACAGUUUGAAGUCAAACCGAGCAGCGUGGAAGUGAACCCUGGAGACACAGCUAUGCUCACUUGCAAAGUUCACAACCGCCAAGGCGAAUGUGCAUGGCUGAAAGAUGGCAAAGUGAUGGGGCGCAUCGAUACCAAAUACGAAUUUUAUAGAGAACCCCCUGAUGGCGACUGCAGUAUACGGAUCCGAAAUGCCAAGAUAGAGGAGGAUGACGGGAUGUGGCAAUGCCAAGUGACACAAAUAGCCCUCACGGAACCAACGCUGACGGCACCUGAAGUCAAAUUCACAGUUAGAGAACCACCAAUGCCACCUCGGAUCGAGGACAACACAAAUGUUCUUCCUCCUGGUGAGCCCUAUCCUACCCAGGCUGGUAAGCCAAAACGCUUGCAUUGCAUCUCCAGGAAAGGUAACCCUCCUGCCAAGCUGAAGUGGUUCAUAGAGGAUACAGAUAUCACGACCAUGUCCAACCAGACGAAUGCCACCGAUGUGGACAAGGCCAAGACGUGGCAGGCUGUAAGCGUCCUCGACUAUGUGUUCCAGAAGGAUCAUAAUGGCAAACUUCUAAAAUGCGUUGCCAUUCAUGCGGCUUAUGAGACACUUACCAAGGAAAUUAAACUACCACUGGAAGUGCUGUAUGUUCCUGAAAUUCGCUUGGAGGGUCAACCCGUGAAAGAUAUCGAAGAAGGGGAGACAGUCUCCGUCAAAUGUGUCGCUGAUGCCAAUCCUCAAGCGAAUGUCAUUUGGAAAAAGUCUGGAUAUUCUAGCAUAUACGCUUUGAAAGACCAGAUAGAGUUCAUGCCAGUGAAGAGAUCCGACUCUGGUAUAUACAGCUGUUCUGCUUCCAACGACGUUGGACAAAGUCAUGAACUGGAAGUCAACAUUGAUGUCAAAUAUAAACCUCAGAUCAUGAAGAUUUCUCCUAAUCCCGGAGCAACUGUUACAGUCUACAACAGCACAACGCUUACGUGCGAAGCUGAAGGCAACCCACCGCCAAAGUACUCGUGGCUACAAAAGAUGGGUGGAGAUCCGAUCGCUUGGCAACUGAGGGGUCAUACAGCUUCUCUUCACAUACAGAACGUCACAUACCAGUACCAAGGUCAAUAUGUAUGCGAAGCAUCAAAUGUAAUCAAUGGCCACCAAUACAAAGCCACUUCAAACGAAAUAAUCCUGGAUGUAACCGGUGCACCUCAAGUUUUGACUGACACAGCUCGAACGAAAAAACGAGUCGUCGUAGAAAAGGAUGAGGACGCUGUCAUCGCCGUCUACUUUUGUUCUGAUCCAAGCCCGGUGAGGACAUAUUGGGAAUGGGGAAGCAUCAAGCUAGAGUCAGGCGAAGUCCAUAUUAGAUAUAUUGCGGAAAAAUUGCACAAUGAUGAAGGAGCAAAAGACUGCUACGAGGCCAGGCUGAUAGUAAGGGGUGUGGACGGAACUGAUUCCCGGAAGUAUACACUAAAUGUGGAAAAUGAAAGAGGAAGUGAAGCUUUCGCAGUGACUUUAGAAGUUAGAGAACCCGUAGCAAUGUCUGUUGUCAUCGGAAUCGUCGUUGGAUGCAUCGUAUUGUUACUUAUUAUAACUCUCGUUAUUCUCUACCUUUUGAAAGCUGAAAGAAUGUGCUUCAACCGAAAGAGGUUUAAACCAGACAGCGAAAGUGACGGCGAUAGCAGUGCACGCUCUGCAGAGCUGAUCCGAAAUGGAAGAUCCAAACCUGGGGCAAUACCACCGGAUGCGCUGUAUACUGCAAGCAAACGGGAUGGUAAUGCUUCGCCCGAUAAUAGACCGCUCUACGAAAACGUGAAACCUGACCAGAACGAUAACCAAAACGAGAGUUCACUGGUCUAUGCUAGUUUGGAUCUGCCGAAUCCAGUUCCUCAAACAAGAAAUGGACAGUCAAAAGUCAGGCACCAGCCGCUACCUCGGAGGGACAGAACCGAAUACGCAGAGAUACAAUUUCAGCCGAAGACUUACGAACAAGCUUCUCUCUAGUGUCUAUUUUGCCAGUGAAAUCCAUGUGUGCUCUUUUUAUAUUUCCAAAAGAAUACAUUUGAAGAACUUGUACAUUCCAUGCCGUGUGGGCUUCCAGAAUGAGGACCACCAGGAACCCAGAGCUUGUAUCUGAUAGAGACAAACAUUUAGUUCGUGUUCCACAGAAAACACAUUGCUUAUGAUGUCGGAUUCUCUAAGUGUGUAUAUAUGCUACAAUUUCAUUUGCUAUAUCAUUCGCAUAAAGAUAUUCAAGUUUUAUAAUAUUGUUUUAAAUUUAUGCCAUCUUCUAGCUCUCGCAUGUAAGUUCUAAGUAGCAUCAACAAUCAUGAAGUAUUUCAAAUUCAAACUUUUGAUGGAAUUAUACCACGUAAAAAAUCAACAGUAUUUAGCACUUUUUUGUUACAGUUAGUUCAUGUGAUGUGUGUGUAUGUAUGUUGUGCAUCCUUCGUGUGAACGAAAUGUUUAUGUUCUCAUGUGUGGUAUGCAUGCUGAUUGUUACUAAAUAUGAUAUGACUUGAUUGCCUGAAUGCCUAUGGAUGCGUAUGUGUAUGCAUGUAUAUAUAUUGCUCAAAGUAGUCGGUAGGUGAUACAUUUUUUUAAAAAAAUCACGUUUGUAAUUUUUGGUCACUACCGAGCUUUCUCAUUUUAUAUCAAAAAUCUGCAAACUUGAUGUCAGUUAUUGUAACAGAUAUGUGGCUUUGCUCCAGCAGGUUUAAAUGCGUACAUUUUAAAUUGUAAAAUAUUCAAUGUAAACUAUAUUUUCUAAAAGAAUUUUCAAUUAGCAGUAUUUGUUCUUAUGAAAAAAUAACAUCAACAUACUUAUAUGAACUUGCUUAAUGCUGAACAGUAUGUUUCGACUAAUUCCAAUUCUGAGAAUGAAUUUAGUAAGUUUACAGUAAGUGUUUGCAGUGGCAUUAAAAGACAAAUGUCGGUGCUGUGUGUUCUCAUAUGUCUUAUGUUAUCAUUAAAAAUGAAAUAUUUAAUAUUUGUUUCAGGGAUUAUUAUUCUGUAAAUAGCAUAACUUUCUGAUUUCUUUAACAAUCCGCUAAAAUCACAUGUGCUUUUAGAUCAUAUUUUUUAUCUUUGAAUCUGGAAAAAUAUGAACAUGAAGCCUUUAUUUGAUAUUUCCACAACAUACCUAGUUUAAUGAAUAUUAGUUAGUAACACCAUCGUGAUCUAUUAGAACUUGUACAAUUACAUCUAAGUUUGAAUUUGAAAUUUGGUUGCAGUUUUUAUAUUUGUUAUGCAUACUUUUUAGCAUAUUUCAAACAAGUUGGAACCUUGCAAAUUUAUAGUAAUUAUUUAAUGUUUGGCACUAUAGAUGUUAUUUUACAAUAUUUUAUCGUUAUGGAUAAAUCAGUUUUGCAUCGAAAUUAUUAUAGUUUACAUUAUUUGUAGCUUUUCUUAUAUUUUACAUUCAUUCGUAACAGUUUAUAUUUAUUCAUAAUCUAGAAAUCAUUUCAUAUAUUUACAAUCUGAUGGGCGGAUAAGCAAAAUGUGUUCUUAUGAUUACACUAGAUUAAUAUUUUUCAAAAUUAUACAAUUGGUCCAUUGUUAAAACUGAAAAUGUUUUGCUAUAUCUUUUGCAAUUUAUUCACAUGAUCUGGAAUUAGCUUUAGCAUUUAGAAUGCGUAAUGAGAUAAAAAUAUAUUUACUUAUUAACUGUAUGAUCCAGAUUCACUGAUCUGUUUAUUCUGGGUUUGAUCAAACAAAAACUUAAGACUAAAAUUUUGAAAGGAAUAUUUAAUUUUCUUUUAUAAUUUAUAUCUCUAAAUGUGAUGCUUUCUAACAACUAGUGAAAAAUUAUGCUAGUUUUCCUAUAAUUAUUAUUUCAGAAAAUUAUCUUUUGAUUAAUGUAAUUGUAGCAGAUAAGAUUAUCGCAAGUUGAAUGUAAAGGUUGCUUUAAUUUUCUCUUGUUGUUAUUGUGGCAAAAAAUACACUUAUUUCUGCAAUCAGUAGUUAUGUUUUUGCUUUACCUCAACAGAAGUAAGUAAUGUUUGUGAAAGAUCUGCGACAAAGCUAAGUUUUCUCACCUUUCACCAUUUAUCAACUAGUAUCUUUUAUCUUCUUUCAAACAUUUCAGUUUUUGCAUGUUCCAUUUGGUAUUGUCGAGGGUUAAUUAAUGUUUAUUAGAUUAUAAAAGGUUUUAAUGUCAAUUUACAAGUUAUCUGAAUCUCCUGAAAAUUUGGAAAAGCUGUAAAUUGUUAGAAUCAAUCAUGAUUUUCCAUGAAGGUACCUUUAAACGUGAUGUCACUGCAUUUCUUUUUUUAAAUAUUCAAAAUGUGGUAAUAUUUUAUCUUAUUGGCAACGCACGUACUCCAGUGAGAUGUUUUUGAAUGCACUACUGCUUAUGGUUGUAAAACACAUAUUCAUUUCUAUAACUAUUUUCCAUUGGUUGCUUUGACACAAAUCCUUUAUACGUUCUUAAUUCAUCAUUAAUAAUGUUUAAGGUUAUGUGUUUAUUCCCCCGUUAUGGACGUGCACAAUCAUAAAAAUGCUUUUCAUUUUUUAACAAUGGCAUUAAUGUAAGAAAUAUAUAUUUUUCAUUCCAGAAAUAAUUCCAGUCUCUAUAAAAAUGAUAGAAUCCCGUUAUAUUGCAAGAAAUUUCUUGAUAAAACGUUUUGAAUAACUAAUGACUUUAUUUAUGAUUUUGUUUAUUUAGUAAAGUUAUAAAAAUUGUGCAAUCACAAUAUUCCCGAAAUCAGUAUUUGUUCUAUGUGAUCGAUUAAAUAAGAAAUUGAUAUUUUGAUAAUUAUCAGAAGUUUCCUCUUUUAUAAAUAUAAACUAUGUAUUGUGAACUUGCUAAGAAAGAAAGACUUGUCACCUAUUUAUCAAGUCAUUAACAUGCGCUGUUUUUCGUUUGUGUGCUACUCAUCGUCUACGUUUUGCAUUCAAAGUAAGUGUCUGAAUGUCUGUUGAUGAAAUGAUUUGUGAAAAGUUACUACUCGGUGUCUUGAAUGCUCUUGUUAGUGGGAAGAAAUCCUAAAAAUUGUAUCUUGUAUUCCAUGUACUGAAGACUAAAAUGAAGAUAUAAAAAUCCCGCCUGCAAUUGUUGUGCUGUUUGCCUCAGUUCAGAGUUUCAUGCUCGUGUUAUGCAGCUAUAGUUGUUCGCUUGAAUGUGGUUGUAAAGGACGUUAUGAAACUGUUACUGUUUCGAAUACUUUAGUAACACAGUUCCAACGCUGAACUGUAUGCAAUGUAAAUUAAAUAUGUCUUUUAAAAAUCUAUAUUGUAUAGAUGUAUUUACUUUUAGUCGAAGAAAAAAUAAUGACAUUCAAUUCUUUAAUUUGUAUUUUUCGUACUGAAAUCUGUCGCUGGAAUGAACAUGUUCCCGAAAAAUAAACUUAUGGCACAGAAAAUACUACAUAAUUCAUCAAAAUGAUAUUGAAUAAGAUAUUUUUUGCUCAUUGUUAACAUUCAGUUAUACCAUAAGAUGAAAAAUAUAUUUCCACUUUUAUGCUUUUUAUAUUAAAGAAUCUUAAAUAUUAAUGAUUUUCGUUUUAUAAUUUAUGUAUUUUGCCGAAUUUGUAAAAUAAAUUUGUAUUAUUUUUUAAUGUUUUUAUUUUGUAUAUUCGAUUUAAUAAAAGAAAUAAGAAUAUAGUUUGGAAACUUUGUUGCAAUAUGUUGUGUAUAUAUAUUAAAGUUCUACCUUCCGUGAAGAAAAGAAAAUUUUAUUUUAAAAAGCAUAUGCAAUUUCCUAAUAUUUUCUGUGAAUUUGCGUCAUUUGUUUAAUAAGUCAUUGAGAUUUUAAGUUCUAGAAAGAAAAUAAGAAUUACGAUUAAAAUGAAACCUAUUUAUAAACAUCGUAACUUUUUUAACCUUAUUAUCAUUUCUGAAAUAAUUUUUAUUAGAAAAUUUUAUAAAAAUUAGUUUCCAAACACAAGAAAGUUUAAAUUCAAACCUUGUUGCGUUUGGAUGAUAAACCUCGUAUUCUAUUGUAGUGGUAAACAACGCAAUUGGAUGUACUAAAGCCGUAUUUUUCCUUGUCAGAUUUUCCUGAAAUUUCUCGAAUAGUUAAAAAAUGUAUUAUAAAUUUGUGGAGUUCCACCCUUUUAUCUAACAACUAAAUGUGGAGGAAUCUAGUGAGAGAAUAAUCGCUUAAGUUCAGGAACAGAAACGUAAACUCGAGAAGGGUUAAUUUCGCUUAAUUGCUCAAAAUAAGAGUUGACAUGUGGCCUUUUUCUCCGGGCGUACAGCAAAGCCUCCACUUAGGCUUGAACUCAAAAUAGUGAGAAAUAAGACUUAACUAAUACUUAACUAAUAUAUAUAGCCGAAGAUAGAUAUAGCCGAAGUUAUCAAAAUUCUAAGUAAUUGGCCCCUAAAUAUCGACUAAGCUAGCGAAGAUAUCAAGGGCCUGUAAUACGGCCGAGCGUAAUAACAGCUUAGAGAGACGUGGCCGGAAGGCAAACGCGCGCUAGUCAGAAACUCUGACGUUCUCUCUCGAAGUCUUAGGUUUUAGGUCAUCACUUGUAUUAGUGGUGUAUGACACUCUAUAUUUACCACUCUAUAUUUGUCCCUUUGGGGAAUCCUAAAUGAGAAAAUUGAAAAAUCCAAAUUUUUUGGAACUUACUUAUACACAAUCCGUGCUGCAUCUGUAAUAGAUGCAAUUAUACAGGCAAUUAGCAAUUAUGAAUUAUGGCAAUUAGUACAUCUUUUUGGCAUAUCAUGAGCGCUACGAAUGUAGCGAUCUUCUGAACAUCGUAAUGUAGGUCUUCGUAAGUAGAUGAAGUGAGCGGAGCUUAAUCGGAUCUGACCAAUCGGCGAUUAGCGUAAUUUUAGGCACAUUAUCAUACAAUUCUUGAAGUCUGUACCCGCUUUGACGGCUGCAAAGUCCUUAUUCUGCUUUGCCAGGAAAGUAUAAGAAUAAUAAAAUGAAUAAUUCUCUAGAAGUCACUGGAACUUCGACAUAAAUACUACCCUUCUUCAUUUGCAUUAAACGCGGGUCUAAGAAUAUAUUCUGGUAGAAAAUUUUAAGCUGAAAUUAGGAUGGACAGAAAAGUAGCUUUAAAUAACAGUUAAAACUUAGGAUAAACCUUACAGAGUUUUAAACAACUGUAGUAAACAAAUCCGCUUUCUGUCCAAAUGCACAUUCAGUAUAACCAUUUAAAUAUGCGUUUCUAUAUUUUUAAAGCGUGCUAGUAUUUGAACUGAUUGUUUUUUUUCUUAUUUUUGUGAAAGAAUCUUUUUUUCCUUUAUUACAACUAAACGUGGAUUAUCUCAUAGAUGUAUUAACAAUCAAACAGACAUGUAUACAUGAUCUUCAAGUGGCUUUCCAAAUGGCACGUAUAGUCAUAUAUCCAGCCUUACAAUCUAAUGUAAGGCGAUGAUUAUUUUUGAACAAUGGUGCAGUCAUAGUUAGUCCCUUAGUCUCUUUCUAGUCUUUGUUUCAAUGAAAUAAAGAUCUCUUUUAAUUAUCUCUGUUAAUCUGUUGGAUAGUUAAUCUGUAGAAACCUAAUAUUUAAGGGAUAGUUAACCUGACUAGAAAAUUUUUAAAGUGUCAGCGACAAGUACCAGUGAAUUGCUUUUCUACCAAUAAUGGAACAGACAUCUAUUGUGUACUUUGACGUCGUAGGAUGUUCCAUGUAUCUGUCCUUGUGAAACAAAGCAAAUAUGCAUAUAUAAAGAUGGAAAGUUUGCCAGCUAUUUAAGGAUUAGAGGUCUAACAAGCAAAGAGGACAAGUUCAGUCUGUCAGAGAUUAGCAUAAAAAUUGCUGAACGUUCCCAGCGGUGGGAGGAGAACGAGAAGAAACUACAGCACACUGGUCUGUAAACCUGUUCUUAUAAAAUAAGUAAGUAAAAGAACAAGCUUCUACAAUAAUGAUUUUUGAUUUGAAAUGACAUUAUUGAUUUACGCUAUUAAAUUCUUCUUCCUGUGAGCAAUAGAAAUCUGUCUUGCUUUAACUGAUAUGUUUUUCUUUUUCUGAUCAGGAAGUUUUUGUUGAAAUUUAAACAUCUAAAGAAGGUAGAACUUUAGGAAAUGCAUCAAUAUAAUCGAUUCUGAAACUCUAAAAACGAGGUACAUAAUGUUUUAUACGUGCUUUGCAGAGUUAAAGGUGUAAAAUAAUUUCUUUCGACUAUUUUCUUUUCAUGUAUGUAUAAAAAUUAUAAAUAUUCCUGUGUUUUCUUUAACAUACUGUUGUAAAAAUAAGUACAGUGAAGCAUAUCAUGAGAGUGUUUCUUCUGUAAGUAACCAUUACUCGUAAACACAUUAAAUAAAUAUUGCAAUUGAACAUAACCUCUUAAAAUGACUAUAAAAUCGAGACGAUCUGGAACUGCAGAAAGUUGCUUUAGAGAGAAUUCAUUGCGUUUCAUUUCUCUUGUUAUUAUACAUUGCUAAAGUGUUCUAGUAUACUGUAAAGUACUCGAAUAAAAUCCUGAUUUAAAGCAAAUUAAAAUCUUCAUUUCUACGAUGCAAGAGAAUCAGUUGUGAUGUCAUAAAAAUAUCAUGCAUUGUCGCAAUGAAUCUUCCAAAAUAAAAAAAAAAAUUCCCAAAAUAAAAAAAAAAUAUAUGAUUUACGUUUUUAAAUAUUGUAUAUACAUUUUAUAUCUAUAGCAAAUAUCGUAAAUAAACUCCUUAAACAAAUCAGCAUGCAGAAAAACUAUUUGAUUCAUUAAAUUCGAAGUAACAUAUCUAACUUUAGUUAAAGGUGUAUCUCUUAUUUUCGUAGAAGCGUAUCGCAUUAAAAUAAUCUGUCUUAAUUUUGAGAAUAAUGAGCCAAUUAUGAUCACAUUUAUAAGGCAAUAUUUAAAUCAUGAAUCGAGAAAUAUUUCUUAAUUAUUAUCGAGAAAUAUUUCUUAAAUGAUCCGAUGAUAUCUUCUUGGAAACAUCAAUAUUUCUUUAAAGGUUUUUAAUGUUUAGCAACAAAAUAUCUGUAUUUUAGUAUAGCAAUAUGAAUUUACUUAAAAAUUGCAGCAAUCAAAUUUGAUCAGUUUAUUUAAUUUUAAUUUAGCUUUUCAUUGGAACAUUAAGAGUUAAAUGAAGCAAACUUUAAAAUUACGCAGUUAUAUAUUUUUCAUUGAUAUAUUUCUUUCCCAUUUGAAAGAAAAAUUUUUACUGAAUUAAAAGCUAAUGAGAUCAACAUUUUUAGUUCAUUGUCUAAUGGACGCUGAGAGUGAAAACGUUUUAACAUAUAUUUGUUUCUGAUAAAAGCUGUUUAUAUUUCUCUUAUAAAUUCAAAAUAAUCAUAAAAAGAAAAUUUAAUUAAUAUUAAGUUUAAUUUGUACUAUAAACGUUACCACGUAUAAUCCGUUACAACGCGAAUUUAUAAAAUUAAUUUUUAAUGACUUCUCGUUAAUGCAUACUCUUUUGCUGAAUGAAAAUAUAAUGCCAGUGUUUACUGAAAUAUUUAAUCAAAAUCCUUUCUCACUAUGGGCUUAACAGCGAGUCGCUGAACAUUCGUAAUUCGAUGGGAGGUUCGAAUCCUACGAACGGGCUGGCUGCAUAGGCGUUUUCCUAGUUUUUCUCAUGUAUACGUGUAUACCAGCCAGUUUCCCUUAGAAAGUCCCCCACGAAGGAAUCCCCUCUUCAGGCAGAUAGGCCUCGAGUGCUUAGCCGUAAUAAAAUAAACCAACCAACCAACCAACUUUUCUCACUAUAUAUCUAAAUAAAAAAAUAUUAAAAAAAGAUUCAGACGCGUUAAAAAUAAUGUACAUUGUUUUAACCCUUUGAAGGGCACCGGUAUAUAAUAUAUACCGGUUGUUUUGUUAAUUUUUUAACCUCCGAAAAAAUGCUAAUUUUUCUGCACCAAAGCUAUAAUCUUAAGUGUCUAGUGUUUCCUUUCAAUUCUAAAUGGUAGCAUCACCUUAUGAAUGCUCAAUAUUUUGCAGUUAUGAAAUUAAUAUACCUCUUUGCAAGGUAUCAUGUUGGAAGAUUGAUAAAUUCUAUUGGAGGGAAAGAAAAAAUUCAAAAUCUGCAAAUAUAUGACGUAC
Molecule: messenger RNA, 9926 nt
Organism: Stegodyphus dumicola
Lineage: Eukaryota; Metazoa; Arthropoda; Arachnida; Araneae; Eresidae
Product: kin of IRRE-like protein 1
Biological process (GO): cell-cell adhesion
Cellular component (GO): plasma membrane; cell-cell junction
Molecular function (GO): cell adhesion molecule binding
Source: RefSeq, a predicted model, not a curated record